Messenger RNA from Acytostelium subglobosum LB1, 1677 nucleotides. RefSeq lists its product as hypothetical. The annotation marks the transcript as partial. Gene Ontology annotation, biological process: carbohydrate metabolic process. The transcript has a single exon. Gene Ontology annotation, molecular function: hydrolase activity, hydrolyzing O-glycosyl compounds. Lineage: Eukaryota; Evosea; Eumycetozoa; Acytosteliales; Acytosteliaceae. The record is from RefSeq and is a predicted model, not a curated record.
AUGUCGAAUUAUUCCAUAAUUAUAUUUGUACUUUUAAUAAUAUCUUUCCAAACAAUCAAUGUCCAAUCACAAUCUGUUGAUUAUUGUGAUGCAUUGUAUAGUUCUUUAAUGUUUUACAAAGCUCAGAGAGCUGGAAAGUUACCGGAUAGUGAAGUAUACUGGCGCUCAAAUAGUGUCCUGCAAGAUGGUACAUUGGCCGACCCAUCAUGGACCGACAUCGACCUGUCUGGCGGCUUCUUUGACGCUGGAGACUACAUCAAAUUCACCUUCCCAAUGGCCUACUCUAUGAAUGUGUUGGCAUGGUCCUACAUCGAGUACAAGGACAACAUCAACAACAAGUGCCAUCUCCAGACACAGUACCUGUCCGUGCUCAAGUAUGGCACUGAUUGGUUGAUCAACACUUUGGUCUCGGACGACUUGCUGGUCACUCAAAUCGACGUGAUGGACUCGCACAACCUCUGGAACACCCCCAACACCCUCACCUACGAACGCAAGAUAUUCACCGUGUCCUCAACCCAGCCAUGCACUGAUGUUGCCAUGCAGAGUGCGUCUACAUUGGCCGCUGCCGCCAUGGUUUGGAAGGACAUCGACGCAACCUACUCGGCCAAAUGUUUGGCCACCGCCAAGAGAAUGUACAGUCUUGGAUCAAGAUGCCCCAAUGGAAACAUGGUCGUACCCGACUCGGCCCAAGGCUACACUUCAUCAGGUUGGAAGGAUGAAAAGGCCAUGGCAGCUAUAUGGAUGUACCUGGCCACGGGCAAGGACACCUCGCAAUCAUACUUCAACGACAUGCUGGCUGCACUCUCAGACAUCAAGAACUACGGCUUCAACAGCAUCUGGAAUGCAGUGAUCAGCUGGGACUCUAAGUACGCCGGCGCCGCAGUGUUGGCCUACCGCCAGCUCAUGAAUGAUGCCAACUUGGCCCAGGGAUCGGUCACCAAGACCGACCUGACCAACAUGGCCACUCAACUGCUCACGACGUGGACAUCACAAUCAAAGAUCAGUGGCAUUGUAUCAUACUCUUCAGGUUGGAAGUGGGGCAACAACAGGUAUGCGACUGGCGGUGCAUUCUUGGCCUCAUUGAUCAACACCAACGCAUCGACUCAAUUCGCCACACAGCAGAUCAACUGUGUUUUGGGCAAAUGCGCCGAGAACUCAUACUCAUACUUGAUCGGCUUUGGCACCAACUAUCCCAAGAACCCGCAUCAUCGUGCCGCACACAAUCCAACAGUGGUCAACAGUGCCCAAUCAAUUGACACGCCCGCCCAGAACACCUACGUGCUCAAGGGUGCACUCAUGGGCGGCCCAUCGCUCGACCUGACGACAUUCAGCGACACUCGCGCCAACUACAUCCAGAAUGAGCCAGCAUUGGAUUACAACGCAGCGUUCACCGGUGCCUUGGCGGGACUGGUGAACUUUGAACAUACGACCGGUUACAAAUACUCGGACAACUCUCAACCAAGCUCUACCACUACUACUACCUCGACCACUGGAGCCAGCAGCACUACCACUACCAGCGCGCAAUCCACCACCAACACUGCACAGACAUCAGCGGCGGCUGCACAAUCCAGUGAUGACGACAAGCCAAAUCCAAAGAUCUCUGCUGCCACGACCUUGUCCUCAUCAUCAUCAAUAUGGCUGAUAUCAUCAUUUGUAAUACUAUCUCUUUUGUCCAGU